This is a messenger RNA of Saccostrea cuccullata (small rock oyster), 2459 nucleotides long. RefSeq lists its product as uncharacterized. The record is from RefSeq and is a predicted model, not a curated record. The transcript has 10 exons. The coding region runs from base 47 to 445 and encodes 132 amino acids. Lineage: Eukaryota; Metazoa; Mollusca; Bivalvia; Ostreida; Ostreidae.
UUUGUAUGACACAAAUUUUGAUAUUGAACUUCCGGAGACGCGGGAGAUGGAAGGUUCAGCUGCUUUCAGAGUAAAGGGGGAAAUGAGUGUUCCAGAAAAAGACAAACUUACGGUAUUACAAGAUGAUAUGAAAGAGAUGGAGAAAACCCUUUCAGAAAAGCAGGAAAAGAUCCUAAAGAACACAAGCAGUGAAGCUCACAACACAGUGCCGGACGAUGAGAUGAAUAAGAUGGCUAAAAUCAUUUCAGAGAAACUUGAAAAAACGCUUGAGGACAAUAUCAGUAAAAUCAACAGCAAAGUGUUACAAGACGAAAUGAAAAAGAUGGAGAAAAGUAUUUCAAAGAAGCUUCAAAAAAUACUGGAGAAAAAGAGCAGUAGAUCUAACAACAAAGAAGUACAAGUUGACAUGAAAGAGAUUGAAUUAACAUUUCCAGAGAAGCGCUAAAGGGUGAUAGACAUAUCAGCUAUAAAGAGUGAACCUAAAUACAAAGCUUUACUUCCAUAUACUCUGGAAGAAGAGGACAAUUAAAAGAGGAUUAACAACGUCUCUACUUAGCUAUAAACCUAUAACCUAAAACUUUAUAUUUUGUAAUUAUUCUUAUACUAUCAUAUUACAGUCAUUUGUUCAAUUAUAAGACGCAAGUUAACUUUUUUUGAGUUUCAUUGGGAUAUGACAUGAAGUUGUUCACAGAACCAAAACCUAUAAAGCUCGAAGGGCAUGUGAAGUAACCAUCUUCAUCAAAAAUUGAAGGCCAUUUUUUCAGAAUCGCCAUUUAAGGAAGGAUAUUUGUAAUUGUAAAUCAAUGAUUAUAUUGUUUGUAAGCGGAAUAGAGCAUGAUUGUUUAUGUAUUUAUGAUUUUAUCUCUUUGUCCUUAGCUGUCAUCGCAAACUGUUUUGUAAUCCUAUUUUUUUUUUCAUUUAAAAAAAAAAAAAAACAGAAAAAAAAAAACCAUUCAUUAAAAGUUUCCUACCGCUCUCAUGGGCUACUACAUAAUUUUUGCUACUAUGUGGCAUUAUAUUCCUGACCAAAUAUCUUUCCUGUCUUGUCUUUUAUAAAGCCAUAUCUUAUGUUUAGUCUUUUUGUACGAUCUUUUUCUAAUGUGACUUCGGAUUGAAUUCUAACACCAAAAGAAACUGCCAUAUAGCGGUGGAAAAUUGUUCAUUGAUAUCAAUUGCGGGUUCAACUAAGCAACAAGAAACUGCCAUGGGGUAUUUUUGUUGGAAAAAUAGUAAAAUAAAUGUUUGAAACAGGUGAUUGAUAAAACUUAAAUAUUUCAUUUCAAUACCGAUUUAUAAUUCAUCCUUUGCAGUUUUGUACAUAAUAAAUAUGAACUUAUAUGAAGGCAUGGAAUUGCAGCUUUAUGCAGCAAUGUUAAGGUUUCCUGAAGCUUUAAUACGAGUUUAAAACAUAAUAUUGCAUUUCAAGGUCAGUUUUGAUUUUAAUCCAGAAGCUACGUAUCUUAGAACAGUCAACGUAGAUAUAGGAUACUCUCGGUGUUUGUAAAGAAAUCACAUGACUAUAUUAAUUACGUGACGAUCAUUUAUAAUUUUUUUUAUAAGUGUUUUACAUAAAUCGCUUUGGCGCAACCAAAUAACACAAUCAAUUUUUAUUAAAAUUUUGUUUUAUAAAUAAACUUGUCAUAUCCUUGCAUUCCCGAAAUGUGCUAGCAUUACUUGAGUAGAAAAUAUUCCUGAGAAGUUCAUUUUACCCACACGUUUGAGGGUAUUUUACAAUCAAUAUCGCAAUCUGUAUUUAAACAAAGCAAUCACUAAGUUUUCCCAAGCAAGAUCCAGUUAGAGAACAAACUCUUCUUAAUGAUUUCCACAAAAAAAUCUCAAAUUAAUCCUGAAUAAUCGCCUGCCUCUGACUCUUUUAAACACACAUAUUAAAUUUUAUAUUGAACCGCGGGUGUAAAACAGAUUACAUUUCAAAAGUAUAUUUUCAUAAACAUUUUCAACUAGCUGAAUUUCAGUCAAGAGUAACUGAGUAAAAUAUCUAAGGAAUAAAGUUUAUUUUAACUUAUGUUGUAAGCGGUUUAUAAAAAAAGCAUUAACUGUCCUUUUACUUUUUUUCGAAUAAGCUUUAUUCUUUAUAUUUUAAUUUCAGUGUCGACAAUGAGACCAUUUUUUCGGAAUUCAGAAUAUUUUGACGUAACUCAUGCAACUCAUGUUAUACAAAUGAAUCAAAUCCGAAAUGCAAUAUUUAAAUGAUACAAAAAUGCACGUGACUUUUUGCAUAAGCGCUCUAAAAUAUACAUGAACUUUAAAUAAGUCGUAAAGUGAAUAACACUUUCCUUAUCAAAACACCUCAAGUUCGCAGUGACUUGACUUCAUCUUCUAUUAUGACGCAAUGAAUUUGUAGUUCAGAAAAGUGAAGACACACAGUGCAUUGCAAAAUUCUAUCGGAAACCUUACGAUUGCUGCGUUUGAUCAUCACUUUUUGAAUACUAAAGUAUAUU